AUGCAAAUCAAGUCCUCUCUUCUCACCAUCUUUACUGUACUAGCUGCACCAGCAGUCAUCUCUGUACCUUUAACUACGAUUACAGUGCCAGUCCCAUAUCCACAGGCAAUUCCCGUGCAACCAGUUGCGUAUCCCAGUGCCGAUGAGAAGAUAUUCAUCACCGGCGCUUUCCUCAGUGAUAAAAUUGUCACCGAUGCCCUAGCUUUCGUCAACUCGGUCGUUGACCCCAACAUUCUUGCCAUAUUGCCUUCAACGUACAUUCAGUAUUCGAAUGUGGUCUAUCAUGACAAUGCUGUGAACAAUUGCUAUUGGCCAUUAAAUGGGUGUGUUCGUGCCACGGACGUGAUCGAUUGCCAGAAGGACUACCAGUGGGGUUUGACUUAUGAUGACGCACCUACUUCGAAUGUCGUCAAUGGUGUGAACUACAAUGACAGCAUAUCGAUUUUGGACUCUCUGAAUGAGCUCAAAGUUAAAGCUACCUUCUUCGUUACUGGAUCUCAAGCCACCUACUAUGCAGCAACUCUUCAAACACUUGCCAACAAUGAUAUGCACAUUGCUCACCAUUCCUGGUCUCAUCAUCCAAUGACGUCUCUCACCAACACUCAAAUCGUUGCUGAAAUCAUGUAUACUCAAGCUAUGAUCUACAAAGUAACUGGUCUUACUACCCGCUACUUUCGUCCACCAUAUGGUGACAUUGAUGACAGAGUCCGCGGGAUUAUCGCAGCUCUAGGCUUCAAAAUCAUCAUCUGGGAUUCCGCAUACGAUUCAACUGACGCAGAUGUAGCUGCUACGCCAGAGAAUUAUGAGAAAGUCAUGGCUCGUAUCAGAAGCUGGUUUAAUGUUGCCAAAGGAUUCAUUUCUUUGCAACACACCAUCUCAACUUUUACGUCGGGUACCUCUGUCGCUGCACUACAAGAGAUCAUAAAGAUGGGCGGUAUUAAGAAUCAGCUCAUGACUGUUCCUCAGUGCAUCGGUGAUUCUCAAUGGUAUAUGAACAAGAACGUCAACACCGUCUUUAAUUCUUGCACCCUUCCUGGAGGUUGUAAUGGUGCAACAGUAUCGCCAACAGCAUCCACAGCUCAAGCAUCAGUCGUACCAUCUGUAAAACCAUCAUCUACCCCUUCUCUGUCUUUAAAGUCUACUCUAUCAUCUACAAGUCCCACUGCGACGCCGUCGGCAAGUCCUCUCAUCAGUGACAUUACUUCUGAUGCUAUUCGCUGGCCUAGCUCAACUUCCUCGUAUUUGGGUCUCUUCACAAUUGCUGUGUUAAUGAUCACAGUUUAA
This is a messenger RNA of Synchytrium microbalum, 1284 nucleotides long. RefSeq lists its product as uncharacterized. The record is from RefSeq and is a predicted model, not a curated record. Lineage: Eukaryota; Fungi; Chytridiomycota; Chytridiomycetes; Synchytriales; Synchytriaceae. Bases 1 to 1284 code for a protein of 427 amino acids. Gene Ontology annotation, molecular function: chitin deacetylase activity. Gene Ontology annotation, cellular component: membrane. Gene Ontology annotation, biological process: carbohydrate metabolic process. The transcript is spliced from 7 exons.